GGGUGUUCCUUGCUUUUGGGAGGUGCUUUAAAUGUGACUGCCAGAGCCGUGGGCUGCUUAGAGCAGAAGCCGAUUGCACGAUGCUGAGCUCGGGUCUUCCUCCUGUUUUUCUGGUGCUCACGGUGCUGGAGCUGAGCUGGUCCCUGAGUGACGAAGAAAAGAAGAUAAUCCUGGAUGAGCACAAUAGAUACCGCUCCCAGGUCUCUCCUCCUGCCAGGGCUAUGAUGAAGUUGACCUGGGACAAGGAGCUGGAGAACCUUGCUCAAUCCUACGCAGAGAAGUGCAUCUGGGACCACAACAAGGAGAGGGGCCGACGGGGGGAAAACCUCUUUGCCAUGGCCCCAAUGCUGGAACUAGAAUUUGCUGUGGAAGACUGGAAUGGGGAGGAGAAAUUCUACAACUUGACAACAUCCACGUGUGUCCCUGGGCAGAUGUGUGGCCACUACACCCAGGUGGUCUGGUCAGACACAAAACAGAUUGGCUGCGGGGCAAAGUUCUGUGAGAAGAUCGAAGGAAUCGAAACAGAGAACAUGCACCUGCUGGUUUGCAACUAUUAUCCCGCGGGUAAUGUGAAAGGGAAAAAGCCCUACUGGGAAGGACCCCCGUGUUCGAUGUGUCCCACAGGCACAGUCUGUGUGAACAACCUGUGUGGUGAGUGAGCGAAGCCGCGCGUGUCCCUUGAGGGGCUGUUGGGACUGAACCCCCUGGGUUGGGGUCCAAGCUCUGAACCCUCCUGGAGUUUUCAGGAAGCCCUGAGCCAGCAGGUCCAAGGUUGGACCAUGAGAGCUCAGGAGCAAUGGCUGCUCCUAAGAGAGGUCAACUGCCUCAGGAAGAGGAGA
Molecule: messenger RNA, 839 nt
Organism: Neopelma chrysocephalum (saffron-crested tyrant-manakin)
Lineage: Eukaryota; Metazoa; Chordata; Aves; Passeriformes; Pipridae
Product: peptidase inhibitor 16-like
Exons: 4
Coding region: 81-659 (192 amino acids)
Cellular component (GO): extracellular region
Source: RefSeq, a predicted model, not a curated record